Exophiala oligosperma is the source of this 3520-nucleotide messenger RNA. RefSeq lists its product as uncharacterized. Gene Ontology annotation, cellular component: small-subunit processome; t-UTP complex; 90S preribosome. The record is from RefSeq and is a predicted model, not a curated record. The transcript has a single exon. Lineage: Eukaryota; Fungi; Ascomycota; Eurotiomycetes; Chaetothyriales; Herpotrichiellaceae. Gene Ontology annotation, molecular function: protein binding; RNA binding. Gene Ontology annotation, biological process: maturation of SSU-rRNA from tricistronic rRNA transcript (SSU-rRNA, 5.8S rRNA, LSU-rRNA). Bases 226 to 3291 code for a protein of 1021 amino acids.
AUACGGAGUAUCGUUCAGGUCUUUGUGGCCUUAUCGAUAACGGACCUCGGCGAUUCUUCUCGCCGAUUGUUCACGAACUUUUUUUUCCUGCGCAAACGAAAGUCUCAUAGAAACUCGCUUUACAGAUUCCAUGCGCUGCACAAUCCACACAAUGGACAUUACAGUUCUUCGUGAAUGUCUGUAAUACUAUGAGCUACUCCAAGACCCUCUGUCGCUUCUAACACAAUGGAUAUCCACCGAUGCAGAUUUGUCCAAUAUCCUGCGGACCCCAUUCAUGCCCUCGCCUUCUCACAUCCUUCCAAUACAACAGACAAGACCCCCUCCGACCUACGCUUGGCCCUUGGUCGCGGCAAUGGAGACAUUGAGAUUUUCAACCCUCAGAAUGGCCGUUGGGUGCAGGAAGUAAUUUUCAAAGGAUCGAAGGACGAAGCAAUCGAGCAGCUUGCAUGGACGCAGGAUCUGGUUGUAGAAGAUGAGGUCAAUCCUCCAAAAUAUUCACGUGGACCUCUGCGUCUAUUCAGUUCUUCCGGAUCGAACACAAUAACAGAAUGGGACAUAGCCACAGGGUCGCCUAGAAAACAAACAGAAGGAAAUUUCGGAGACAUUUGGUGUUUUGCCGUUCAACCUCAAAUCGAAAACCCUGAAAAGACCAAAGGCUUGGAGGGCAGUACGCAUUCACAAUUAAUAGCGGCAGGCUGCGCAAAUGGCACAAUCAUUCUGUUCUCUACAGAAGAGGAUGACCUUCGCUACCUGAGGCCGCUGCUGACGCCUCCAGUCAAGAAGCCAAGAGUUGUGAGCAUCACAUGGCGAGAUCGUAACACUGUGGUCGCUGGAUACGAAGACAGUACCAUUCGUAUUAUUGAUGUGCGUACCCGGACGGCCAUUCGUCAUAUGAGUUUAGGGAAGCCGGUCGAUGGCGAGCAUACAGUUGUUUGGGCGGUCAAGUGUCUCCCGGACGGCACAAUUUUAUCUGGCGAUUCAACCGGUGAACUGAAGAUCUGGGAUGCGAAGAACUUCUCUCUGGUCCAGAGGCUGAAGUCUCACACGCAUGACAUUGUUGAUUUGGCUACGAAUGUGGACGGGAAUGUGAUAUUUUCCUUUGGCGUAGACAGAAGGACUGUCAGCUAUAGGCCAGUCGCUUCUCCCACAGGUGGCAAGAAGACAAGAUGGGCCGAGAUCUCUCACCAAAGAUACCAUCGCCACGAUGUGAAAUGUGCUACAACAUUCGAGAGCAAGGACUUGAGUAUCCUGAUAUCCGGCGGGAUGGACUGUAAACCUGUUGUGGUCCCUAUCAGAAAAUUGCAGACGGAGUCACAUCGCAAACUUUCACCACUACCUCAGAGACCUCUGAUUUCAGCUUCGCCGAGUGCAAGAUUGUUCAUCUCGUGGUGGAAUCGUGAGAUUGUGGUUUACCGAGUACGCGCGCAGGGCAAUCCGUCUGAGAAGGUCGACUUUGAUGAUACCACAGGCUCGUCAUACGAGAUUUUGGCAACAAUGAUUGUACAAGGCGACGAAAACCUUCAAGAUGCACAACUUUCUGCGGAUGGUCAUUUCAUCAUUGCAGCCACGAUAAACAGUGUCAAGCUGUUCCAACUACGGCAGACUUUUUCAGGAGGUAGACCAUGUGUGCGCACAAGACCGAUCGAUUUACCCCCAGCUCUUGUCCGGUUGGGAGCCAGGAGGGUCGGAUUUAGUCCUGAUGGGAAAUGGAUCUUUACCAUCCGCAAGGACAACACAGUCGCACUCAACAAAGUCGUCUCAGCAGACGACUCUACAGGAAAACCCACUAUCCACCCGAAGACUGUCAAGCUCUACCGGGCACCACGGAAGUCAGCACAUUCUGCAUUGGGCGGCUAUACACAAUCCAUCAAUCACGUCGCGAUGUCUGGGGAUAGCCGCGUCCUAGCGGUAUCGGACGUCUCGGGUGCCAUCGACACGUGGGUGCUUGAAGGUCAUGAAGACCUAUUCUACGUCGAGGACGACAAGUCGGACAGUUCAUCAGACUCAUCUUCGGACUCAUCGGGUGACGAUGAUGAAGACGACUCUCCGGUCGUUCACGCCCAAAAGUGGAUUCGCACCCCGUCCGGUUCCCAGCUACCAAAACUCGACUCUUCUAUCCUAGCUCUCACAUUCAGGCCAUCAUCUCGUUCGUCUCUCUCUGUGUCGACCGACGGUAAUCGCGGCCUUCACGCGACACGUCAUACGGCUCACCCUGUCGCUCACAGGCUGCCUACUUCGAACGAAAUGCUCUUCGCCGUCACUGCGAGGCACCAACUGGUAGAAUUUGACGUGAUGAGCUGUAGACUCAGCGACUGGUCUCGACGCAAUCCAUCACGAUUCCUCCCACAAGCGUUCAAGUCUCUCAACCCUCCCGUGAUUGGGUGUUUCUGGGAUUGCACCGACCGCGUCAACAAAGGCGAACGACUGUGGCUCUAUGGUUCCAAUUGGAUGUUCAUGCUCGACGUGUCCCAGGACCUGCCUCAGGACAAGGGGGCCAGGGCUGAGAAGAUCGGCACUUUGGGGAGGUAUAAUGUGCUCGAUCCUGCCUCGCCGCAUCCGCAUCCGGAUGGCAAACGACCGCGCGCGGGCCUGUUGGAGAUUUUCGGCAACGGUGGCGGUGCUCAAAAGAAGCGGAAGCGCAACACUGGUGCCGGAAGGGCCCUGUCGGCGCGGCAAAGGGCAAGUGGGAUUGGCAGGGCCAUGCUCAAGUACACGGGUCCAGCUGCGGACCACGACGGCGUUGAUGUGAUUGACAUGGACCUUGACCCGAACCUUGAUGGGGACGACGAUGUGGACGUGGACACGGACGAGGACGGUGAUGACGCUCUCGCGACGAUGCGUCGUGGAAAGGAAGGGAACGGUGAUGAGCGGCGACUGAAUGGCACAGAUGGAGAUCAAGAGGGAGAUGGAGAUGCGAGUGAAAAGACACUGACAACGAAGACGAUGCACAAACCUCGACCACUACACUGGAAGACGUACGAGUACGGCGAUAUUUUGGGCGUCGGGGUCAUUGGGCCUACCAGUAUCACUACCACCACGACGCCCGUAGUGUCGUCCGCACCAGAGCCGGAGCCGGAGCCAGAGACGAAGCCGGUGUCGACGACAAACGGCGUGUCCGAUGGUGCCGACGGAAACGUCAAUGGGGUGGUCGAGCAACAGACGACGGAACAAAACCAAAAUCAGGGUCAUGAUCAGAACCUCGAGAUCGUCGUCGUCGAAAGGGACGUUUAUGAUAUGAUCGGCAAAAGUCCAUACGGGAGGAUCGACACGGGCCAAGAUUGGGAGACUUGAACAGGGAAUGAACCCCUAGGUAGAUCAGUUGUUUCCUUGCAAACUUCACAGCAAGAAACUUUGCACAGCACAGCGGUGUCAAAUGAGUGUAUUACAAGAUUGGAUCAUGAAGUCCUUCGUACGGAGUAUUUCUGAAACACACACAAGUCGUAUUGUACUUGUGGGAGGCAUUUUAAGGUAGUUUACUCAAUACUUGUGACUCCCGGUCUCUUUUCUCUGGAUCUAUGAC